AUGGCAUCGUCUAUCUUUCGCUCGACGCCUCUCUUUUUGCUGUUCUCUUCGGCACUCUCGUUUACUCCUUGCCAACUCCUCGGUCCCACCUAUCCUUCUUUCACGCUCGACACUGAGGAUGCAGACCUUUCCGCUGCACUGAAAAACCUCACUAGGAAGUUCGAUAAUUUGAUGCGAACGGGUAACAGUGAAAAUGGCCCGGUCACGUCCAACACCACCACCGUUAGCAUUGCGCUGUUCUCCGCAAACGAGGGCAACGAUGAGGACCAGCCUUUCUUCUGGGAGUACCACUGGACGGCACCCGAGUACAAGAAGAGCACUGGACAAUUCCAGAACGUGACCAAGGACAGUAUUUACCGCAUGGGCGGGCUGACCGAGGCCUUUACGAUCUGGAGUCUUCUUCUGGGCGAGGGCGAUCGAAUCUUCAACGACCCCGUCAUCAAAUAUCUCCCUGAAUUGACCAAUGGAUCUACCACCGACAGUCUUGGCCAGGUUCAAUGGAAAGAUGUCACUGUCGGCCAGCUUGCCAGCCACAUGAGUGGUCUUCCCCGGGAUUACUGCUCGAGUGACUUGACUUUGCAAUGGGAUACCCAGAAGACCGGCUUCCCACAACACGCGUCUUUCCACCGGCCUUGCUGCGGUGACUCGAAAUGCAGUCAGAGUGAAUUCAUUCAGCAGCUGGCAAAGCGUGCACCCGUUGCCCCAUCUGGCCUGACCCCUAUCUAUUCCAACAUGGCAUUCCAGCUUCUGGGAUAUAUUGACGAGCGCAUUACGGGCGAGAGCUUCGAAAAGUCAAUCCAGAGCAAGAUUCUCAAGCCACUCGGACUGACCGAGACGACCAUCUUCGCCCCUAAGGAUGCCUCCAAGGGUGUCAUUCCUGUCGGUCAAAAGGCUAGUGGCUGGUCGGCCCAAUUACCUGGAACUGAGGCUUCAACCUCCAUGUUCACCAGCCUGGAGAACCUCGCCUCCGCCGGUAAAGCCAUCGUCAACUCCACCCUCCUUCCCUCCGCUCAGACCAACCGCUGGCUGAAGCCAGCUACCGACACCUCGAAUAAGGCGAACGCCGUCGGCUAUCCAUUCACCAUCUACCACGGCGGCGAGUAUCCCAAUAAGUCGCCCAUGGUAGACAUCUACACCAUCCUCAGCAACGAGGGCGACAACGAAGGCCUGUACAGCUCGUAUCUGGGCAUGGUGCCGGACAUGGGAAUCGGCUAUGCCAUUCUCUCCGCGGACACCAAGAAGCACGCCGAUCUGAAUACCCACGCCGAUUUCAUGUCGGAUGUAUUGGAAGCCAUUCAAAAGAUCGCUCUGAAGCAGGCUCUCGGCAACUACGGCGGGAAGUACGCCAGCUCUGGUUUCUCGAACACUUCCAUCUCUAUCGAAGGAAAGAAGAAUCUGGGGUGGGGUCUCUAUAUCGAGGACUUUGUGAGCAAGGGUAAGAAUUUCCGCGAGACGUUGGCGCCGCUGCUUGGUUAUGGUCAUGCGGUUGAACUGAGCAUCCAUCUUUACCCGACGCGUCUGGUUGAGAAGACCAGCACUGGUUCCAAAGAGGCUUUUCGUGCUGUCUUCCAGGAUGUUACUGAGUUGGCUGACAGUGGGACUCCGACAUGUGUCUCGUGGAUGGAUGUGGAUAAGUACCAGUAUGCUGACCACGGACUGGAUGAGUUCAUUUUCACACUGGACACUAAGGGUGUUGUCGUUGGUGUCGAGAUCCCUGCACUGGAUGUGGCCCUGCAGAAGAAGAACUAG
Molecule: messenger RNA, 1749 nt
Organism: Penicillium argentinense
Lineage: Eukaryota; Fungi; Ascomycota; Eurotiomycetes; Eurotiales; Aspergillaceae
Product: serine hydrolase domain-containing protein
Exons: 4
Coding region: 1-1749 (582 amino acids)
Source: RefSeq, a predicted model, not a curated record